ACAUGAUAAAAAUAAAUAAAACUUUUAAUUUAUCUUCAACUCUGAUAGUAUUUGCAGGAAUGGCUUCUAGAUUUUCAAAUACAAAGCAGAUUCUUAGAAAUCUCACACGGUCAAGAUCAUGCAAUCAAAGAAAAGCCUCAACAGUAACCCAGCCUAUAGACAAGAUACUGAUUGCUAAUCGUGGAGAAAUAGCAUGUCGUGUCAUACGAACAGCAAAGAAUCUUGGAAUAAGAAGUGUAGCUGUUUACAGUGAGGCAGAUAGCGAGUCUAUGCAUGUUGCUAUGGCCGAUGAAGCUUAUUUGAUUGGUCCUCCACCAGCCAAUCAGAGUUACCUGUGUCAAGAUAAAAUAAUGCAAGUUGCUAAACACUCAGGAGCAAAGGCUGUUCACCCAGGAUAUGGUUUUCUGUCUGAAAAUACAGAAUUUGCAGAAUUAUGUGAGAAAGAAAACAUAAUUUUUAUUGGACCACCUGCUUCAGCAAUUAGAGAUAUGGGUAUAAAAAGUACAUCUAAGGCUAUCAUGGCUUCGGCUGGGGUACCUAUUAUUGAAGGUUACCAUGGUGAAGACCAAUCAGAUGAGAGAUUAAGAAAAGAAGCAGAUAAAAUUGGUUUUCCUGUCAUGAUUAAAGCUGUGAGAGGUGGUGGAGGAAAGGGUAUGAGAAUAGCACUAACUAAAAAAGAAUUUGAUACACAAUUAGAAUCAGCUAAAACUGAAGCCAUGAAAUCCUUUGGUGAUCAGAUCAUGUUAUUAGAAAAAUAUGUUGAAACUCCGAGACAUGUUGAAGUUCAAGUAUUUGGUGAUCGUCAUAGUAACUAUGUCUAUCUAUUUGAGAGAGAUUGUAGUGUACAAAGAAGACAUCAGAAAGUUAUAGAAGAAGCUCCAGCACCUGGUUUAAGUGAAGAAGUAAGAAAGUCUAUAGGUGAAGCUGCUGUUAGAGCAGCUGAAGCUGUUAAUUAUGUUGGUGCAGGCACUGUAGAAUUUAUAAUGGAUAAGAACCAGAAAUUUUAUUUUAUGGAGAUGAAUACAAGACUACAGGUAGAGCAUCCAGUCACUGAAAUGAUCACUGGUACAGAUCUAGUAGAAUGGCAGAUUAGGGUGGCCAGUGGAGAAAGAAUUCCCAAGACUCAAAAGGAAUUAAAGUUCAAAGGUCAUGCUUUUGAAGCUAGAAUCUAUGCUGAAGAUCCUAACAGUAAUUUUAUGCCUGGGGCUGGUCCCUUAUUACAUCUUAGCACACCAACACCCACCGAUAGUAUUAGAAUUGAAACUGGAGUUAGGCAAGGUGAUGAAGUAUCUGUACACUAUGAUCCUAUGAUAGCUAAAUUAGUUGUAUGGUCAGAAGAUAGGCAAUCAGCCUUACAAAGAACAAUAGCGGCUUUAAAUCAGUAUCAGGUUGUUGGUCUUAGUACUAAUAUACAGUUUUUAGUAGAUUUAGCCAAACACCCAGAAUUCCAAGCAGGAAAUGUAAAUACAGACUUUAUUCCACAGUAUUCAGAUGAACUCUUCCCUAGUCGACCUUUAACCAAUCAAAACUUAUGUCAGGCUGCUCUGGUUCUGAUAUUAUGGAAACAGCGUUCUUUAUAUACAAAGAAUAUUGAUUCUUUAGAUCCAUAUUCACCAUUUUCUUGGUUGUCUGGAACAAGAAUUAACGAAGAUAGAAAACAACAGGUCACAUUAUUUGAUGGAGAUCAAGAAGUAAAGGUAGAUGUAAUACAGUAUCGUGAUGGUAGUUAUGAUAUGACCACAUCAGAUGGUAUACAACAUCAAGUUACUGGUGAUAUAGAUGGUGAUGGUGAUCAACUUAAAUCAACAUGUUUUAUUGAUGGUAUCAAAACUACAUCAUCAGUCGUUGUUAAUGGAAAUUCUCUACAUUUAUUCUCUGGGGAUGGAAGUUAUGAGCUUAAAUUACCAGUACCAAAGUACAUGAAGUCAUCUGUAGCUUCGGGUGCUGCAGGUGAUGCUGUAGCACCAAUGCCAGGUGUUAUAGAACGUGUGGUUGUAACAGAGGGCAGUACUGUAGAACAAGGAGAUUCACUAGUUAUUAUGAUAGCAAUGAAAAUGGAAUAUGUAAUUAAAGCUCCAAAGGCUGGUGUUGUUGAGAAGAUAGUUCAUCAGGUUGGAGAAACAGUAGCAAAGGGAACAUUAUUGAUACAUAUGAAGGAAGACUAGUCAACUGUGAUGUUAUAUUAUAAAACUAACAAACUACUUUGAGAUCAAAACACAUCUACCGUAGUUGGAUACAAGUGGAGCAAUAAUCAUGUCCAGUGUCCUUGUUUUGUAGUCUCUGUCACCCAGAAAAAUAUUCUACAAAUAUUAGUCUGGAUGUGUUGUCAACAUUUGAGAAUAAUAGGUCAUUAGCUAGAUUAUCGGUCUUUUACAUUAACAAAGUCUAUGUCGACGCCCAUGAAAUAAUUUAAGCGUGCAAUUUCAGAUUAUUCAGAAAAUCUAUUUGAUUUCAUUGCCAGAUCAAUAUCCAACAUUCUUAUUUUUUUUUACUGUAAAUUUCUCUUGUCAUGGGCCAUAUCUAUGUUCUAAUUCGUUGUCACGAUUCAUGUUUGUUUAUAAUAAUGCAAAAAUUAUGGGAUUUAUUGCAGGAAGAGCUGCAACUCUUACUUGACUUGGCCAAGGAUACUCAAUAAUCAACCACAUAAAAAACCAAACUCCCGGAUAUGCAUGGGCAAUGGAACUUUCUGUCAAAUAUUGACAACGCUCCCAGACCCUCCGUACGUUGAAAACUAGGAGGUUCUGAGUGACCGAGACUACUUGUUUUGUUGUGAUUACUUGAUUGAGGUGAAAUUAUAUUGGCUCUCUUCAGUCAGUAUUACCUGUAUGAUAUUAGAGAAAAACUAAUGGCAUCCGUUUUGCACAUAAAUAUGGAGAUGCAUGAUAUUUCAACAAAAACUAUAUAGUUUUGCAUUUAAGAUGAUGCCGUUUAUUAUUAAAAUUGUUAAUAUAGAUGACCAUAUUAAAUAGUAAUUAUUAUUAGUAGAGUGUACAAAUGUGUAUAUAUUAAUAAACAUAGGUAAAACAAUU
Molecule: messenger RNA, 3029 nt
Organism: Patella vulgata (common limpet)
Lineage: Eukaryota; Metazoa; Mollusca; Gastropoda; Patellidae
Product: methylcrotonoyl-CoA carboxylase subunit alpha, mitochondrial
Exons: 16
Coding region: 3-2165 (720 amino acids)
Cellular component (GO): mitochondrion
Molecular function (GO): methylcrotonoyl-CoA carboxylase activity; ATP binding; metal ion binding
Source: RefSeq, a predicted model, not a curated record